AUGUCGUCCGCUAAGGUCAAGGCCAGCCAGCUCUGGAGCAAGAACAAGGAUGAGCUCAAGACUCAGCUCGAGGAGUUGAAGGCCGAGCUGGUCCAGCUCCGCACCCAGAAGAUUGCCGGUGGUGCCCAGAGCAAGCUCACCAGAAUGAAUUUUUCUGACAUGUCCUCUUCUCUUAUAGCCNAUGAUGUCCGCAAGUCCAUCGCUCGCGUCCUGACCAUCAUCAACAUCAACCAGCGCUCGCAGCUGCGCAUCUUCUACAAGAACAAGAAGUACCUUCCCNUCGACCUCCGCGCAAAGCAGACCCGUGCCAUCCGCAGAAGAUUGAGCAAGGAGGAUGCCUCGCGCGUCACCGAGAAGCAAAAGAAGAAGCAGACCCACUUCCCCCAGAGAAACUACGCCGUCAAGGUGCGAUGA
Messenger RNA from Aureobasidium uvarum, 414 nucleotides. The record is from the annotation of a GenBank genome assembly. NCBI's taxonomy places the organism in Eukaryota, Fungi, Ascomycota, Dothideomycetes, Dothideales, Saccotheciaceae.